AUGCUUGCUGCUGCUAUAGCCAUUUUCGGCGCCGAGGCCACUUCAGAGUGUUGGACCAAUGUUCAUAACGAAACAUUUGCUUGGUUCAGCAGCGCUCCCAUCACAUACAGCUUUCAUAUCGAAACAGCAAGCGAGUGUGAACAUUGGUGUGGCCAAACAAUGAAAUGCCAAGCCUGGUCUUAUAUCGGACAUUCCAGCCAGUGUGACCUUUACCGUGCGACGGCAGUAGCCAUUGCACCCAAUAAGGGCUUCGUGUAUGGCGGCUGUAUUCCAAAGCCAACCGCAGGGCUAUGGUCUGAGGCUGUCGUAUCAACAAGUUCGCAUCUUCCAAUUUCGUCCGUCGCAGUUGCCGCUAGCAGUGAUGCUGCGGCAAGUCCAAGCGGAGUGGCUCAUUCCAAGCGUGGAGUAGAGCAACACGGGCAUUACCUUCAACAUCGCUACCAUUCCCAUCGGUGA
Messenger RNA from Aspergillus costaricaensis CBS 115574, 456 nucleotides. RefSeq lists its product as uncharacterized. The record is from RefSeq and is a predicted model, not a curated record. Lineage: Eukaryota; Fungi; Ascomycota; Eurotiomycetes; Eurotiales; Aspergillaceae. Bases 1 to 456 code for a protein of 151 amino acids. The transcript is spliced from 2 exons.